Mytilus californianus (California mussel) is the source of this 982-nucleotide messenger RNA. RefSeq names its product lactase/phlorizin hydrolase-like. Gene Ontology annotation, biological process: carbohydrate metabolic process. The record is from RefSeq and is a predicted model, not a curated record. The coding region runs from base 80 to 982 and encodes 300 amino acids. NCBI's taxonomy places the organism in Eukaryota, Metazoa, Mollusca, Bivalvia, Mytilida, Mytilidae. Gene Ontology annotation, molecular function: beta-glucosidase activity. The transcript is spliced from 6 exons.
AGCCCCUUGGGGUAUUCGGAAGUUACUAAACUGGAUUAACUACAACUAUAACAUACCAGUACUGGUUACCGAGAAUGGUAUGUGUGAUAACGGGAAAAUAAAGGACCUACAAAGAAUUGAUUUUUAUAGGCAAUCUAUCAACGAAGUUUUAAAAGCAAUUAAAUAUGAUGACUGUAAUGUGAUUGGAUAUUCAGCAUGGUCAUUCCUAGACAGUUUUGAUUGGGAAAACGAAUAUAAAUCGCCUUUUGGUCUCGUCAACAUAGACUUUAACUCGCCUAACAGGACGAGAACACAAAAAUCUUCUUUCAAAUUUUAUAAGCAGCUCAUUAAAGAACAUGGGUUUAGACCUGGCUUCCCGGGAAAAGGAGGUAGUGGGACUGCUCCAGCAUAUGAAAAUCAAUUUUAUUACGACGUGUUUCCAGAGAAAUUUGUAUGGAGUUCUGCUACAUCUGCGUAUCAAAUUGAAGGAGGAUGGAAUGAAGGAGGUAAAGGACCAAGUGUUUGGGAUGACUUCGUUCAUUUGGGUAACACAAUUGCUGGCAAUGUUACUGGUGAUGUGGCUUGUAAUAGUUAUCACAAAUAUAAAGAUGACAUAAAAAUCUUGAAAGAAAUGGGGGUAAACGCAUACCGGUUUUCAAUAUCCUGGUCUAGGAUAUUACCUAAUGGGUUAAACUCGAGUUUAAAUCAAGAAGGUAUAAACUACUACAACAACUUGAUUGACGGACUUAUUGCGGAAGGAAUCAAACCUAUGGUAACAUUAUUCCACUGGGAUCUUCCUGCUAAUCUAGAAAACAAAUAUGGUGGAUUUCUGAAUAGCUCUAUCCAGCAAUAUUUUACAGACUAUGCUGAGAUCUGCUUUAAAAACUUCGGUGAUAGGGUCAAAUUAUGGAUUACAUUUAAUGAACCAUGGAUAACAGCCUGGACUAGUUAUGAAUUUAUUAAACAUGGAAAACAGCAUGAACUAAUUUUGAAGAUGACGUGA